This is a messenger RNA of Rhopalosiphum padi (bird cherry-oat aphid), 914 nucleotides long. RefSeq names its product zinc finger MYM-type protein 1-like. The record is from RefSeq and is a predicted model, not a curated record. Lineage: Eukaryota; Metazoa; Arthropoda; Insecta; Hemiptera; Aphididae. The transcript is spliced from 3 exons. The coding region runs from base 291 to 914 and encodes 207 amino acids.
UAAAUCUCGAAAAGUUUUCAAGUAAAAUAGAUAAGAGAUAACGAUUAUGUUUGAUAAAAUAUAUUGAGUGAAAAAUAUCUAUUUUUAGACAGGGACUGUGGGUUUUAUAUUAUUUUGUGAUAUUUAGGAUUGCAUUGAUAAGCUUUGUCGUACUGUCAUCUGUCUUGUAAUUGAGGUUGGAAUAUUGAAGAAUAUUUACAAUUAUAAAACGUUACGCCUCUGUAUUUUUCAGUUAUUGUUAUUACUUAUUUCUUAUUAGUUUUGUGAAUUUAUUGCUAUACGAUAUUAAGAUGAACAAUAAAGUUUUUAAUAUUUUCAAUAUUAAUAAAAAAAAAAAUGAUGAAUGCGUAGUGCCCGUAGUGGUCAAAGAAACUUCCAUAGUAGAAGCUGAAGAGCCCGUAAUAGCACAGAAAAUACAGCCGAAUAGCCCUAAUGAUUUAGGUGAUAUUCACACCGGGCCAUACCGACCAAUAUUACAGGUGUAUCCAAAAACCAAACAUGGAACUCAAAACAGAAGUUUUAGUGCUUCAUGGUAUGAUCACUUUCCAUGGAUUGAGUACAGUAUCGAGAGUAAUGCAAUUUAUUGUUAUGUGUGCCGUAUAUUUGGUAAUGAGACUUCAGAGGAUACAUUUGUCAAAAUAGGAUUCAACAAUUGGAAAAAGCUUAGUGGCUCUAAAGGGAAAGGAUCAAAAUCAAAAUUACAACUUCAUGGCAGUUCUAAUCACCAUUUGGUAUGUUCAGCAAAAUGGUUUGCUCUUAAACAAACAAAAAAGUCAGGUUCUGUUCACACUAGCUUAGAAACUGCAAACCGAGAACAAAUUUCUAUAAACCGUGAAUAUUUGAAAAUAUUAAUAGAUAUUGUAUUAUAUUUAUCUAGACAAGGUCUAGCUUUCCGCGGUCAUGAUGAACAAUGA